Molecule: messenger RNA, 1305 nt
Organism: Setaria italica (foxtail millet)
Lineage: Eukaryota; Viridiplantae; Streptophyta; Magnoliopsida; Poales; Poaceae
Product: cytosolic sulfotransferase 5
Exons: 1
Coding region: 83-1105 (340 amino acids)
Biological process (GO): sulfation
Cellular component (GO): cytoplasm
Molecular function (GO): sulfotransferase activity
Source: RefSeq, a predicted model, not a curated record
CCUUUUUUUAUAAAUGUAAACCAUUCGUAGCCCACAUCAUAUUCUAGCUCUAGCUACACAUCCACUACCUCGCCAAUUCGCCAUGGCUGAUGCACCCCAAUUCGAGAAGAAAGAACACAGCGGCGGCUCCGAGGGAGAAGCACGAGAUGGCCUCACCCAGACGCCCACCACCCUCCCUAUGAGAGAAGGGUGGUUCCUGCCGCUCUUCCGCCUGCAGGGCUGCUGGCUGACACCGCAGCGAGUCGAGAGCGUGAAGCUGGUGCAAGCCCAGUUCAACCCCCGCCCGGACGACGUCCUCCUCGUCACGUACCCCAAGUGCGGCACCACCUGGCUCAAGGCCCUCGCCUUCACCGUCGCCAACCGCUCCCGCCACCCCGUCGCCGGCGGCCACCACCCGCUGCUCAGCCACAACCCCCACGACCUCGUGCCGUUCCUCGAGCUCCCCGACCGGACCCUCUACCUGGUAGCGGAGCUCGAGGCGCUCCCCUCUCCGAGGCUGCUGUGCACGCACGUCCCGCGGGCGCUGCUGCCCCCAGGCACGCUGCCUCUCGGCUGCCGACGACUCGUGUACCUGUGCCGGGACCCAAAGGACGUGCUCGUGUCCACGUGGCACCACGCGCAAAACGCGCGGCUCAUAGAGUUCGACAAGGCCUUUGAGUUGUUCUGCGAGGGGGUUUCCGUGUUCGGGCCUAUCUGGGAGCACUGCCUAGGGUACUGGGAUCUAAGCGUGAGAGAGCCCAACAAUGUUCUCUUCCUCAAGUACGACGAGAUGAUGGCUCAACCUGCGAAGCACGUCAGGAUGCUCGCCGAGUUCCUCGGCGUUCCCUUCACCGUCGAGGAGGAGAGCGGCGGGGUCGUGGAGGAGGUGGUGAGGCUGUGCAGCUUCCAGAACCUCAGGGACCUGCCGGUGAACUCCGAUGGGGUGGUGGCUGGUCGGAUCGGUGCCAUGCCGACCAAGAACUCCAUGUUUUUCAGGAAGGGAAAGGUAGGGGAUUGGGAGAACUACCUCACUGAGGAGAUGGCUCGCAAGCUGGAUUGCAUCAUUGAGGAGAAACUCAGAGGAUCCGGCCUAACCUUUUCACAAUCUGUUUGUCAUAGUACUUAAUUACCUUGUUGUUUGGGGUGCAUUAAGAUUUGGUUGGGACUGGUUUUAAUUUGUAAGAGUUUGAUUUAUAGGGAAAGGACUGCUAGCGUACGUUUUCCAAAGAAUAAAUAGCUUAUUUCAGUGCUCAAAAAUUGUGUCCAAUAAUGCUCAUGCUCGUGCCACAAUGUCGGACAUACUAUAAUGGCAUCGUGGAUCAAGUG